UUGGUAGUGAUCAGAAGUGGACGUUUUUGCUAAGAUAGGAAUAUUUUUUUGGUUUCUGAUUUUUUUUAAUUAUGAUUAUAAAAUCAUUGUUGUUAUGUGUUUGUGUUGCAUUAAGUGCGGGGCAGUAUGAAGGGGAAACGUGCACAAACGAAGAAACUGGUGCCUAUGGAGUUUGUAAGCGCCUGAAACAAUGUGAACCAGCUCUGAAGGCUUUAACACAAACUAGGAAACAGCCUCAGCUAUGUUCAUACGUUCGCGAGGAUCCAGUCGUCUGCUGUGUUGACAACAAGCCUAUAGAAGAAGAAGAUCAUGAGAGUGAAUGCGCACCACUAGAAGCAUCAAGAACCCAGCCCAAAAAUGGAAAAAAGGCUCAUGACAUGUGCGUAGAAUACCAGAAGAAAUACGUCUAUCCUUGUGAGCGAUCAGUCUCAAUCCUGGCCAGCUAUAGUAGGAGCAACAAUUGUCAUCAUAAGACUGACAAGCUGGUUGUCGCUGGUGAAGACGCUGAACGCUACGAGUUUCCUCAUAUGGCUUUGCUCGGCUACGGGCCAUUGGAGGCUAUCCAAUACUUGUGUGGAGGAAGUAUUAUCAGUGAGGAUUUCAUACUGACAGCAGCGCAUUGUUCUGCCUCAGCUGCAGGUAAACUAUCGCAUGUUGCCAUUGGCAUACUGGCUCGUAAGGAGACAUCCGACCCAUCCAAGAUUUAUAAAGUUAAAGAGUUUAUCCAACAUCCUGGCUUCGCGUCACCCAAAAAAUAUAAUGAUAUUGCACUCCUCAGAACUGAGAAAACUAUGGAACUAACACAUUUAACAGUGCCAGCUUGCUUGCACACUGGUGAACCAGUAGAUGCUUCUCAAGUCCUCGCAGCCGGCUGGGGCUACCUCCAUGAUAAAGGAGGCCUCAGUGAAAAUCUUCAAAAGGCAGUUUUAGACAAAUUCCCGGUAGAAUACUGUUCAGUUGUUUAUGCCGAAGUUCGUCGACUGCUGACGGAAGGGAUCGACGAAACAACCCAAUACUGUUAUGGUGAUAAAGGUGCACCCAAGCCUUUUCAGGGAAAAUUUGAGUCUAAGGAUACCUGUCAGGGUGAUAGCGGAGGCCCAAUCGUCAUAAAAGACUCGAAGAUACAUUGUAUGUAUACCAUCGUUGGAGUGACUUCGUUUGGCCGAUACUGCGGGUAUGCUGAUAGUCCUGGGUUGUAUACCAGUGUGGCUCCUUUCUUAUCCUGGAUCGAGGGCAUUGUGUGGCCUAAUUAAGGAGACGUCUAAGGGUCCUAAUAUUCUGUCUAUCUGUGGAUCAGGAUAACAAAAUUACUAGCGGAGGUGUGAGAUAACGGAAAAUAUUUUAAGAAAGUAGCGCGAUAACAUGCGGGUGUGCCGGGGACGAGGAACGUUACUGUCUUCGCCCUUAUAAGCCUUCUUUCGAACCGAUUAUUUUUUGUGAUACCAAAAAUCGUUGACAAAUGUCUCAAAGAAUCCGAACGCCUCGUUUUAGUUUAAUCGUAACUGAUCGUUUGGUCAUGCCCACCGUACGUAUUUGACCUAUAAGAAGGCUCCUGACCUACCUGCUGCAUUAUGAUAUCUCCGCUCAU
Molecule: messenger RNA, 1588 nt
Organism: Helicoverpa armigera (cotton bollworm)
Lineage: Eukaryota; Metazoa; Arthropoda; Insecta; Lepidoptera; Noctuidae
Product: serine protease snake
Exons: 10
Coding region: 72-1253 (393 amino acids)
Biological process (GO): proteolysis
Molecular function (GO): serine-type endopeptidase activity
Source: RefSeq, a predicted model, not a curated record